AUGUCUGGACUCGAGGCCUUAUCGAUGGCCUGCAGCGUUAUGCAGGUCAUCUCCUUUACUAAAGAAGUCCUAACCCUCUGCAAGGAUGUCUACGACGGUCGCCCGACGACUGACAGUCAGAUGGAAGAAAACACUGCAUCCAUUCAGAGUUUAUUAAUUGAGAUGAAUCGUCAUUCUGGCUCUAUUAAACAGCAGACGAAGGAGGAAAAAGAACUCCACGCAAUCGCUCAGAAAUGCAACAAAGCCGCACAAGAGCUACAAAAAGAGAUACAAGAAAUCACUCAGCACCACGAGCCUGGUGAUUGGGUGAAGGCGAUGAUUGCCGUAUACACAGCCAAAAGUCGCAAAAGAAAAGUCGCAGAACUCUAUGACCGAUUUUGCAAAUACCAGAAGACUUUAGAGGCGCAUAUUCUGUUCCGUUUAUGCUCGAAGGCCGAUGCUGUAGAGAUUCAGCAGCGUGAGGGCUUUGCCAAUCUUUCGGAUACCAUGAAACAUUUUAUUUCCCAACUUGCAGCGGGUCACACAGAAAUAGCCAAUCUUAUUGCUCGUGACGGCAAUCAGACAAGGCAACAGAUCCGAAAAUCCGAAGCUCGUGUGAAACAAUCCAUUAUUGAUAUCCACUCUGCGGUAGAAUAUGAAGCAAUGAAAUCUUCCCUCCUUCGCAGCUUGAAAUACGAAUCUAUGAAUUCCCGGCGCACUGAGCUCAAACCUGCCCACGAAGCAACUUACGUUUCGAUAUUUGAGUCACUUGAUCAAGACGAAAACUCCACUUCAAGCUCAGCAGCCGCUUGGAGGAAUUUUGUUCAAUGGCUUCAAUCCGAUAAACGAGUAUUCUGGAUUCAAGGAAAGCCUGGCUCAGGAAAGAGCACGCUUAUGAAGUUUCUCCUUCAGCAUAAGAACACGCAGAGAGGGGUUGACAAAUGGAAUACCAAUACGCUAAUUAUAUCACACUUUUUCUGGAAGCCCGGAAAUAUCCUGCAGAAGAAUCUCAAGGGACUGUUAUGUUCUUUAACUCACCAGCUAUUAUCCAGCGAACAUAAUCUUGUUGACCAUGUGUUGUCACAAUUUCUCUUUGCUGAACACAAAGAAACAAUAGGAGACUGGGAAAUUUUAGAGCUAAAAACCAUCUUUCAUUCCAUGUUGAUCCAGUGCAAAAGAUCGAUAUUUUUUCUAAUUGAUGGACUUGACGAAGCGACUGAGACUGAGACUGAGGAAAUUUUCCAAUUUUUAGAUUCUCUGAUUGACCUACCUAAUGCCAAGCUCUGCAUUUCUAGUCGGGGUGAGGACAUCUUUCUGCGAAAAUUCUCCGUGUAUGACGGAUUCAAACUCCACGAGUUGACCAGGGAUGACAUGCUACAGCUUGCAUCGAUAGGCAUUCCUAUACCUGAUGAGAGAUACCAAUCAGGUUUCCUAAAGGACUUAAGAAAUAUGCUUGUUGAAAAAGCCGAGGGAAUAUAUCUCUGGCUCGUCAUAGCACUUGAAAGUGUGAAGAGAGGCCUUCGAAACAAUGAUGCGCAACAUGAAAUACGCUUACGAUUAUCAAAAUUGCCAUCCAAACUUGAAGAGCUCUUUGCGGACAUGUGGAGUAGACUUGGAGAAGACAAAGACAUAUACCAAAAGGAAGCGGCACGAUAUUUCAGUUUGCUUAUUUUGAAUCAGUCAUUUUUGGACAAGUAUAGCCAAUGCUAUGACAGCGACAUCGACUGGCGCCUGAGUUCCUUUCAACUUACGCUCGCCACAAAUGACAAGAUGAAGGCAAACAUCUUGAACAAAUCAUACCAGUUGCCAGUUUCAGAGUUAAACAAGAACUGUGCGAAUACAACAAAGGGCAUCUCUAUCAAAACUGCAGGGCUCCUCGUCACUAAAAACACUAAUCAAUUGGGGUUUGACCCGGUAUUGGAAUAUAAUAUGAAGAUGAAAAGCAUAUUAGAACCCGAACAAUUGAUUCAAUACCUGGAAAAUAAAAUAGACUUUAUACACAGAACUCUAUUCGACUUUUUGAAGGACACCGAAGUCGGAAAAAGCAUAUUAGCACAAAGCCAGACACAUCGCCUUGAUGUAGACCUGGCAAGUAUUAUUCUCUGCCAACUUCGUUCGCUUCAAUAUCACCAAGAACUACAAUCCGCCAGAAGAAUACUAAGCCAAGGAUUCAACGGACCGUUACAUUACUUUUGCUGGUGUUUAGGCGAAAUAUUUGGACAAAAUUCCGCGUCGGAAACCAAUACGAAUAUUGCUUUGCUGCAUAUGUUUGAGGGUCUCUUCGAGGCUGGUCUUUUGCCAUGGGAUAUCCGACCAAAAUGGUAUCCUCUCCCAUGCCUUGAAGCUCUACUCCUUGGAAAUUCUGCCUUCAAUGAGUUCAUACAAUCGCGUGUAGAUGAUAAAGGCACGUCAUAUGCCACCCGUUUCCUAAGGGACUUUAUGUUUGGAAAAGCUCUCAGAUAUGGCCGGGAGUGGAGUCUUUCGGAUAGGGAAGAGCGGCUACACGGAACAUUCUUAUCCAACAAGGCCACCUGA
Messenger RNA from Trichoderma virens Gv29-8, 2514 nucleotides. RefSeq lists its product as uncharacterized. Lineage: Eukaryota; Fungi; Ascomycota; Sordariomycetes; Hypocreales; Hypocreaceae. The record is from RefSeq and is a predicted model, not a curated record. Bases 1 to 2514 code for a protein of 837 amino acids. The transcript is spliced from 3 exons.